This is a messenger RNA of Paramacrobiotus metropolitanus, 1907 nucleotides long. Its product is annotated as O-phosphoseryl-tRNA(Sec) selenium transferase-like. Gene Ontology annotation, biological process: conversion of seryl-tRNAsec to selenocys-tRNAsec; selenocysteine incorporation. The transcript is spliced from 6 exons. Lineage: Eukaryota; Metazoa; Tardigrada; Eutardigrada; Parachela; Macrobiotidae. The coding region runs from base 418 to 1821 and encodes 467 amino acids. The record is from RefSeq and is a predicted model, not a curated record. Gene Ontology annotation, molecular function: O-phosphoseryl-tRNA(Sec) selenium transferase activity; tRNA binding.
UGAAAUUUACGAUUAGAAAAAGUGAAAAACGUAAACAAACGGUGUGCAACCGUGUGUUUGGUUCAUUUGUCGAAGAGAUGCCAUCUGUCGAAGUCUGAUAACUUUAAUGAGUUUAAUGCCAAAUUAAUGGGUUUGAAUAUGUAGUUUAAGUAAAUUCCUUUUUUAUUUUACUGCGACAAUUUUGCUGUAUUGUUAAGCGCUUUUACCAAAUAAUUUGGCUAUUUUUUGUGUGCUUUUUAUUGGUAAUGGUAGGGAUCGAAGCUCAUGGAAUUAUCUUAAUUCCAGUUUCUAACGAAUACUAACACGUUUUCGUCAAAACGUUUGGGACUUCGGGCCUUUCCUUCUACAUAGUGUUUACAGCUUGAAUUAUUGUCGAAUUCUGUAAUUGCACAAGUGAGUUCUUAUACAACAACUAAAAUGAAUUCAGAAUCGUAUAAAUUUUGUGCACAUUUGAUUCCGGAAAAUUACGUUAACCAAGGUCGGAACAGCCGCUCGGCCGCAGAAAAUGCUACCAACCAAUUGCUUGAAAAAAGAAGAAUACCAGAGGAGGGUCUGGAUGAUUAUUUGAUUGAGCGUAUUUUGCACGAUUUAUCCGAGAUGGACUCGAACAAUUUCCCCACCAACGCUGGAGCCGGAGAGCGCGAAGGCCGCGUAUUCAGCAGUCUGGUGCGCAAGCGUCACUACCGUUUUAUCCAUGGCAUCGGUCGAUCGGGAGAGCUGACCGCCGUACAGCCCAAAGCGGCCGGCUCCUCCGUUCUGGCCGUGUUGACCAACGAGUUGGCUCUGCACGCUCUGCGAAUUGCGGGAGCGCUGCACGUCCAGGACUGCUUCGUUGUACCGAUGGCGACGGGAAUGACUCUCUGUUUGACUUUCCUAGAAUUACGUAAGCAGCGUCCGCGCGCGAAGUACAUAAUCUGGCCGCGAGUGGAUCAGAAGUCUUGUUUUAAAAGUAUGCUGACCGCGGGAUUUGACGUUGUCGUUGUGGAAAAUGUUUUGCGUGGAGAUGAGCUGCAGACUGAUGUGAGCAGUAUUCAGGAGAAAAUCGAGGAGCUUGGAGCGGAGAAUAUUCUCUGUGUGCACUGUACGACAAGUUGUUUCGCUCCCCGGGCGCCUGAUGAUUUGCCAGCAGUCUCCAGGAUUUGUAAGGAGCAUGGUAUACCACUGAUUGUGAACAAUGCAUACGGAACGCAGUCGUCCAAAUGCAUGCAUUUAAUUAAAGAGGCUGCUCGUGUGGGGCGGCUGGAUGCAUUUGUGCAAAGUCUGGACAAAAAUUAUAUGCUGCCGGUCGGGGGAUCUGUUUUUGCUUCAUAUGAUCGAACAUUUUCGCAAAACGUUAGCCGACUUUAUCCGGGCCGCGCAUCAAUGUCUCCGUCAAUGGAUCUGUUCAUGACCCUGAGUUCCAUGGGAAUUUCUGGCUAUAAAAAGCUGCUUGCUGAGCGGAAGGAAAUGUUUUCAUACCUAAAGGAACGUUUAAAAACGUUUGCGGAAAAUUUCGGCGAACGACUCUUGCAUACGCCUAAUAAUCAAAUUUCUUUGGGAAUGACUUUGUCUACGUUGGAAACCAAAAAAUGCACGCUUCUGGGUGCAAUGCUGUUUACAAGAAAUGUUUCUGGAGCUCGGGUGUUGGUCCCUGAUUCUGUCCAAAAAAUUGAAGGCUAUGAAUUUGUUGGAUUCGGAGCCCACUACCAGAAUUAUCCCGCCCCUUAUUUAACCUUGGCUGCAGCAAUUGGAUUGCGAAAAGAAGAAAUUGAUUUAGUGCUGCAUCGUUUAGAGAAAUGUUUAAAACAACUGGCUUCUACUGUUAGACAAGAAUCUUCAUGAAUAGCGUUUGAUUGUUUGUUUUUUAUAGAACUCUCUUUUGUAACUUUUACAUCACUGCGCGUGACUGAGUCCACAUAAAAGGUCUU